CCCAGUCGUCCGUGACCAAUUGAGCAACAUUUGCAAGUGCACCUACGAGAGCAAGAAAAACUGGCGCGGCCAAUGUCGGCCUUCCCAGUGCAGUGUCUUGCACAGUAAGCUAUUGUGAAUGAGGUAGGUGUUGUCAUGGCGAGGAGCACGAGUCGCUAAGUACGUGGUGGGAGGCAAGCCCUCGGAUAAGGACGCUUGCCACACCUUCCAUGAAUAUUCCUUCCUGGUUCCACGGCACGCACGCAAUUCUUUUCUGGGACCCAAAGACGCUGUCCUAUUCUCUUUUUUGCAUCAUUCGCGGCACGGUCAUCCCCCACUAGCCCAGCAAGUCAGCUAGCGCGGCCUCCCUCUCACUCAAUACGCCGAAAAACUGCAAAGGCUCUCCAACAACACCACCACUCACUCAACAACUCGCCACCUGCAUACAGACCUUGCAGACCCGCCAAGAUGUCUGAGCCGAUCCGCAAUAAGAAGAUGGACUCCAUCUCCGCUCCCACCCCCCAGAACACACCCGCCAACGCUGCGCCCAUAUCGUCGCGUGCCCAGCAGCCUGGCGUAGGCACCAUCAAGGAAGAGGAGCUGGAGCGUGCCGCCGCCGGACUGUUCGCUGCCAACCCCGCCCUCGUCUCCAUGAUGCAGGCGAAGCUCAGCGGCCUGGUGGGCAAGUCAAGCGGCUAUGUCGAGUCGCUGCCCGUCUCAGUCCGCCGCCGCGUGGCUGGCCUCAAGGGCGUCCAGAAGGAGCACUCCAAGCUCGAGGCCCAAUUCCAGGAAGAGGUCCUGCAGCUCGAGAAGAAGUACUUUGCCAAGUUCACACCACUGUACCAGGCCCGCGCGAAGAUCGUCAACGGCGAGACAGAGCCCACAGAAGAGCAGGUCACGGUUGGCGAACAGAAGGACAAGGACGACGAGGAUGAGGACGACGAUGAGGAGACUCCCGAGCUCAACAAGGAAGAGGGCAAGGACGUCAAGGGUAUCCCAGAGUUCUGGUUGACCGCCUUGAAGACCCAGCCCGAGCUUGCCGAGAUGAUCACAGAUCGGGAUGAGGCGGCACUGAAGCACCUGGUCGACGUCCGUAUGGAGUAUCUCGACCGCCCCGGCUUCCGCCUGAUCUUUGAGUUCGAGCAGAACGAGUUCUUCUCUAACAAGUCCAUCUCAAAGACGUACUUCUACCAGGAAGAGAACGGCUACGGUGGCGACUACAUCUACGACCACGCCGAGGGCGAGAAGGUCGACUGGAAAUCAGGCAAGGACCUGACUGUUCGCAUCGAGAGCAAGAAGCAGAGGAACAAGAACACCAAGCAAACCCGAGUAGUCAAGAAGACCGUUCCUACAGACUCUUUCUUCAACUUCUUCGACCCACCGAAGCCCCCCCAGGACGAGGACGAUGCUACCAGUGAUAUUGAGGAACGCCUCGAACUGGACUACCAGCUUGGCGAGAUUAUCAAGGAGAAGUUCAUCCCUCAUGCCAUUGACUGGUUCACUGGCGAGGCCCUCCAGUACGAGAACUUUGACGAGUUCGACGAGGGCGACUUCGAAGAUGAGGAUGACGAGGACGAGGACGAGCUCAGCGACCGCGACGAGGAUGAGGAGUCUGAUGACGAGGACGAUGACACAAAACCCAAGCAGGAGACUACCGAGUGCAAGCAGAGUUAAAUGGCUCGAUGUGGCUGACAGAUAUCCUGCGAUUUGGGACAUUGGGCUUCUUCUUCCAAUCUACAUGCCGGCAUCAUGACGCAUUUUGGUGGUUACACGGUUCUCGUUAUAUGAUCCAACGAUUUCAUUAAUUCCUUACGACCCCUCGACGCCCUCACACCCCCAAUAUGUUUUCUCAGUAUGGCGUAACACUGCAUCAAAGGAGUUGGAGAUGGUUGGUUCGAGAUCUCUGGUCUAGCUAUCCAACCCAACUACUAUGGUCAAUCUUCCUCCACAACCAUCUGCCAUAGAUCAGGUUGCAACCAGGCACUCGCUAGUGUGACAGUACGGCAUACAGCAUUGUCUGACGCUAAGUGGGCUGUCCAGCGGUAUCCUAUGGUCGUGGAAAGAUGCGACGUGGUAUUUAGUGGUGUUCAGCAUAUUGUUUCUGUUAAGAGGCAAAAAUUUGGAGUUGGGAAUAUGGUAUGGGUGGUAUUCAAACAAUAUAGAUUAUGCAAUG
Dothidotthia symphoricarpi CBS 119687 is the source of this 2152-nucleotide messenger RNA. Its product is annotated as NAP-domain-containing protein. Gene Ontology annotation, cellular component: chromatin; nucleus. Gene Ontology annotation, biological process: nucleosome assembly. The coding region runs from base 448 to 1653 and encodes 401 amino acids. The record is from RefSeq and is a predicted model, not a curated record. NCBI's taxonomy places the organism in Eukaryota, Fungi, Ascomycota, Dothideomycetes, Pleosporales, Dothidotthiaceae. The transcript is spliced from 5 exons. Gene Ontology annotation, molecular function: histone binding; chromatin binding.